Messenger RNA from Dibothriocephalus latus, 1098 nucleotides. NCBI's taxonomy places the organism in Eukaryota, Metazoa, Platyhelminthes, Cestoda, Diphyllobothriidea, Diphyllobothriidae. The record is from the annotation of a GenBank genome assembly.
AUGGCCGUGCGUCUAGUUAACAUUGAGGAACAUUCCUACAAAUCAAAUCCUUCCUUCGCCGUCGGUGUCCUCCUUCUUAGCUGUCCUCCACCCUCAGAAUUGUAUGAGCGUUGUGUGGCAUCAACGCCUGAAUCGAAAAUUCGCCCCCUAACAAAAUGCAUAAGUAUGCUCACCGCGUCUAGGGAUGGCCUACGCGCCAUCGGUGGCGAUUGGAUUCCAGACCUUGAUGGCGCUGAUCCGGCAUCAAAUCCUCAGACGCUUAUCAAUACUGCUAUAAGGACCUGCAAAGAUACGAUUGGCCUGGAUCUGUCUGGAUGCACCCGAUGUCCGGCUGAGGAGAAUUUGAGUGCUCGGGAGUUCGUAAACAGCUUUAGUCUGCCGUUUGCGGCAUAUGACAGGGUCGCAUGGCUUAGGUAUCGUUUCCUCGAGUUUCGAUAUAGCCGCUCUGAAGGUCAAGCUUGGCCAUCCGUCAAUGAACUUUUCGGAAAGGGAGGACAGUGGGGCGCUUUCGAAGAUUCACAGCGGCAUAAAUCUCGUGAUUCAACAACUGCAGCCGACAGGAAAUCUGCUCAUUCUGCCAAAGGACAGCUCCCAGAAGACCGGAUUAAAUCUGACACGGAAUCGAUUGGCGCGUCUUCGUCUUCAACCGCGAAAAGGAUUGAAAAUAGUGCUGCUGAUUCAUCCUCCACACACCCUCCUGAGGAAGCCGACUUCACUUCAUCUCAUCGUGUCGUUGUAUACUUUGUGCCUGACAUUUGGUCCAUCAUGCCGGACACGGAGCAGUGGGAGAAAAUCAAAUCCAAAUAUCAGGAUCCAAAGUCGUAUGUCUCUUGUGGCCAAAAAUCCGACACUGCCAAGUCUGAUGUCGCUGCGCCAACGAGCACAUCGAUGGAAGCUAAUGGCGUCACUACACACUCUCCAACUUCUGAUGCCUCAGAGAUGUCCGACGGCCCAACAACUGCACAAGUUAAGCAGGAAGCAACGGAAACCGAGGAAAUUCGUGCAAGCGCAUCAGGAGGCCUCGCGGAAACGGAUUCUGGAUCAUCUGGGACUCAAACAGAACCGCCCGCAGUACAAGAGGUGCAACCCUGUGUUUAG